UGUUACUUUACCGUUUACAGUUUACACUUUGCACUUUGCGCCUUGCGGCUUUGCACAUAAGGGCCGCACUUAGCUAGAAAGAAAUGUGAUUGUUUAUUUGGUGAUAGUGAUAAAACCUACCUAUUUUUAAACUUUUAUCAGUCUGUUACGUUAAAUAUAUACGGAAAAUAGAUAAACUCGGUGUUGUAAGGUAUUAGUAUAGAAAUCAAGUAGCCAUGGCCCGGAACUUAUUAAAAUUAGGCGCCCUAGAGGCAAAGAAAACAGCGUUUUUGCUAUGUGAUAUACAGGAAACAUUCAGACCGCACGUAAAACACUUCGGCGAAGUUGUAAAAGUCGCAAAUAAAAUGAUAGAAGCUGCCAAGCAUUUUCAAAUCCCAGUUUAUGUAUCGGAACAGUACCCAAAAGGUCUUGGCAAAACAACGAAGGACAUUAAUCUAAGCGAUGCAGCACUGGUAUAUGAGAAGACCACAUUUUCGAUGGUCACUCCGGAACUACAGGAACGACUAAAGAAAGAUGUUCCAGAGUUGGGCUCUGUUGUUUUAUUUGGAAUUGAGACUCAUGCAUGUAUAGAACAGACAGUAAUAGAUCUAAUGUAUGACGGAGUCACAGUUCAUGUGUUGGCUGACGGAGUUUCUUCAAGGUCUUUGAUGGACAGGAGUUUAGCUCUACAGCGUCUCCAAAUGAUUGGUUGUUUCGUGGGUACAUCAGAGAAUGUUUUAUUCAAGCUUUUGAAGGAUAAAAACAAUCCAGCAUUCAAAGCCAUCUCGAAACUCAAUUCGAAACCAACUCCGGAUGAAUUUGGUCUUGUGGAUUCCAAAAUAUGAACGUAUAUAAAAACUUAAGUGCAGGAUUAUGGGUAUUCAUUAAUUAAAAACAUUAUGAAAUGCUCGGAGUAAAUUGUUUAAUUGAAUAUCAGUGAAGCUUUGGUUGUUGUAAUCAAAAUCUAUAAGUUAUGUGAUCACAUGAUAAACUAAAUAAAACAAAAUUGGCAGUUGUAGAGUAGAAUUACUUUUAGUAUUAAAUUUUGAAAGUUUAGAAUGUUUAAAAGUAAUUAAAUUAUUAAUUUCAAUUUAUUUAAAAAAAAAUACAAUUUGUGUAUCAAUCAGAAACACUAUUUUGACAAUGCACCUUGUACUUUUUACUUAAUAUAUACUGCAUAUACAACGUGAACCAGAAAGGGUAUAACAUCCCUUCAAUGGUACGUUAUUUGGGUCAUAUGUAAUAGUAUGGUGAUGUUUAAGUUUUAAUAAAUAAAUAAAAAAAAAAGAAAAUACUUCCCUACGGAAUAAAAAUAUUACUUAUUUUUCAA
Leptidea sinapis is the source of this 1309-nucleotide messenger RNA. Its product is annotated as isochorismatase domain-containing protein 1-like. The transcript is spliced from 4 exons. The record is from RefSeq and is a predicted model, not a curated record. Gene Ontology annotation, cellular component: cytoplasm. Bases 216 to 824 code for a protein of 202 amino acids. Lineage: Eukaryota; Metazoa; Arthropoda; Insecta; Lepidoptera; Pieridae.